This is a messenger RNA of Diabrotica virgifera virgifera (western corn rootworm), 3886 nucleotides long. RefSeq lists its product as uncharacterized. The record is from RefSeq and is a predicted model, not a curated record. The transcript is spliced from 8 exons. Bases 92 to 3814 code for a protein of 1240 amino acids. Lineage: Eukaryota; Metazoa; Arthropoda; Insecta; Coleoptera; Chrysomelidae.
UUUCAAACUUCAUUUAGUAACACAUUUCUCUCGAACUUCAGUCGAGUUGGUUUUCUUUAUUUGUAAUGAGAAAACGGCAUUAACUGCUAUUAUGAAGAUUCCAAUCGUUUUAUUCGUUUUGUUCUCGGCACUUUACAUAGAUUGUAAAGAAAAUCAAAAUGAUGUUCGAGUACUGGCAUUCGGCGAAACAAUUAAUAGAUUACCUCACGCUGUUUUUAAUGUAAGAAACAGAAAAGUGCGAGCAGUAGCAGAAAAAGAUCUAGUUUCUUCUUCAUCUGUUUCCGAUUUUACACCCAAUUUAAAGCACAAAAGAUGUUCACCAAGACUUGGUUUAUCCUUGUCGUCCAGGCUUGCAACAUCUAAAGAACUACCCGAAGAUAAAAAUAAAAAGAAUACCAUGCUAUACGAAGCAUUCUGCAAAACUUGCACCGGUAAAUAUAAAUGUACAUCUUUAUCUGAAUGUCCGACAUGCGAAAAAUGGUGUCUCAAUGGUCUCCCCGAUUGUGAUCCCAAAAAAGAAAUAGAUUCCAAACCAGAAAACCCAGAAAAAGAUAAAUCUAACAAAGAGGCUGCUGAAUCUGAUGGCCAAAUAGUGGGAGUAUCUAACAGAGGAAGUUUUGAUGAUAAGCAAGGUAUAAGUCACAAUGUUUACAGAUUUAACGUAGAAGAUGGGACGUUGAGGGACAAAAUUCUUAAUUUCCUCUCUAUUCCGAAUACAAAAUCUAUUGAUAGCGUAAUUGUCACAGUCAAAACUUUAUUGGAUCAGCCCUUAAAUUUAGAGAAGAUAGGUGCCAACGUUAAACACGAUAUAGAAACCACCGUUAGCGAGAAAAUUAUUCCGGCUCAAAAUACAGCUUUAGAUCAACAGGACCUGGAUGUCAGUAAAUCCAAAGGAACAGUUUUAGAACCACGUGAGCUGGACAGGAUUGUUUCCGAGAUAUUAGCUAAGCUUCGUGAACAAAAUGCUCGAGAAAAUGACGACUCUCCUGUUCUUGGUUCAACCAAUAAUCAAAAUUCCGAAUUAAGAGACUCUCAACCUGAUCACAUUCUUCAUCAAGGAGUUAUGAAUCCAGACAUAAUUGAAGGACCGCCUGAUGAGUCAAACAUAUUAGGAGAACAAGAGAAGAUGAGUGAAGAUAUGAUUGAACAACCAGAAAAUUUGCAGGUAUUAAAUCGCAACGCAGAGUUACAAGCAAAUGAAGAAUUUCCAAGUCAAUUAUCACCAAAUCCAGAAGAACCAACCAAUCAAGAUAACCUAGAUGAUGCCAUCUUUCCAGAAGCAGAUACUGAAAAUGCAGGAAGACCUGCUACUUUAAUGGCGAAAGGACCAAGUGAUACGUUUGAAAAAUUAAAAACAAAUAACUUAGAAGGUGCUAAUCCAUCGGCAUCCUAUCAUAAAAUUGAAAUUCCAGAUCAAAGAACAACAGGCCUCCUUCACCACCAUCACCAUCACCACCACCAUCAUCUUCAUAAAGUUCUUCCGAGAACCAAAAAUCCUGCGGUGGAAUUUGGACCACCUAGUAGGCAAGCACAAAUUCUAGGACAACCAAAAGAAUCCUCAUACAGAGAGGCUGCAUUUAGUAACUUCGAUGAUCCAAAUUUCCAUGAUCCUCACUUCCAUGAGUCGCAAUUUCAUGAUCCUCAUUUCCAUCAGCAUAGUUUUGACAGCCCUAAUUUUAUUGAUUCUGAUUUUAAUGAUCAACGCUUUCAUCAUCGUAUACCAAGUUCAAAUCGUCAGCAUUUUCGUUCAGAAUUUCCUGAAAUGCAAUUUAAUCAUCCAGAUAGAUUUCCACAGUCCCAUUCUACAUUUACAGAUGACCAUUUUAAUAAUCGCUUUUUCCCUCGUACUAGUAAAUCCGAAAGUCCAGUUAAAAAUGAGGCACAAGAUAAAUCAAUUUUAGGCGAAGAUAAGAAGUUAGGAGAUAAAUCUGCAGAUACCCCAGUUGGUGCUGUGCAUAUAACAGACGAAAAUAACUUACAGAGUAAUGUCCAACAUGACGAAAGUAAAAUGCCAAGUCUAAACAAUCCUGAAAAAGAGCAAAUUCAGUUUUCAUCACGUGGAAAUGAAUUCCAAGAUCCGGAAGUUGCUAUGCCCGCCCCAUCAUAUGGUUCCGACAAUUCAAAAUUAGAUCUUGAAAAUAAAGGAAACACUAAAGAUAAACAAAUAAAUUCAGCUGUUCCAAGAAUUCCCGAAGAUACCGAAGAUGGUAAUUCUCUCCCAAUAGAAGACGAUUUGGAACAUAGUGAUCGUGUAGGUGCUCCUAAUUCUCUCCCCGCACGAGACCAUUUGGAAGAAGAGGAGAAAAAUGAUUCUCCCAAAAUCAAACUUGGAGCAAGGACUAGCGAGCUGUUACGAAAAAUUAAAGAAAAACAAGACCAGACUUUGCAGAAGAUAGCCGCGCAAAGACAAAACUUUGAAAGAGCCAGAGAAGGACUGAAAUCUGAAAUUGAUAAAGAUACAUCAAAACAAGAUGACACCGCAUUGAAAGAUUUAGCUGAUCCACAAGGAAAGUCCAAUGCCGGUGGUGACCUUCAACAAGCCCCUAGAGAAGCUGCUGUCGAUAAUUUUGAUUCACCUCAAUCAAUUCUCCAGCAACUACAGCAAAUUGUUAAUGACGAUGAGAACAACAAAAGAGAAAACGAAGUACUAGGUAGUCAACCUUUGGAAAAUGGCUGGGAAAACUUACAACUUGGCUCAAAUGGACCAUGGAACGGACACGGGGUAGCAAGUAGACAUAAUGAAAUGAUGGACGAACCAAAUGGAAGCAAUCAAGUUGAUGAUGAAAGGGUGAGCGCUAGCUUGGAUAAAAAUAAUGUUGAUACUGGACCUAGGGAACAAGUCAACAAUAAUGAAAAUAACGCUUCUAAUUCUCUAGGUAGUUUAGUACCAGUUUCAGAUAACAUUGAAGUAUCAUUUAAAGAUCCUGAACAUCUUUAUUUUAUUGGAAACGGAAUCAAGCUGCCGUUGAAAAUGGUAAAAACUCCUAACGGAUCCAUUCAGGUUACAGUGGAUCUCGAUAAACUUUGUUCGUGUAAUAAUAUAACCUGCCCUAAAGACCCCAAGGAUCGUUCUGAAUUAGAACAAACUGUUGGAAAUAUUUUGGAGCAGGAAGUUGAACAGUUAGAUGAUUCAAAAGACAUAUCAGUUGGGAUGCCUAAACCAGAAAUUAUUGCAGAAGAUGAGAGCUUGAAUAGCAAUAGUUUACAAGACACUCAAAAUAAAAAACAAACACACUUUGAAGAUUCGCAACGAAAUAGAAGAUGGUUUAACAGACAUAAGCGAUCUAUAGAUACAUUGACACCUGUAGAAAUUAAACUUAAAACUAAAUCUCCAUUGCCAGGAGUUGUGGGUGAAUCGUUUAACAAUUUUGUAGAUAGUCAGGUAAAUAAUUUGGCUAAUCUGUUUACACCAAGUCAGCAGGAACUAAACGAGAAAAGUGGAAUUCACAGUUUUAUUAAAGAUAUUUUAAAGAAAGCUGUAAGUGAUGACCAAACUAAAUUAUCAGACAAGAAGAUUAAAGAUAAUCAUUAUAAAAAUGUUUUUGUUGUAAAUCCUUCUAGUCAAAAAGACUCAGGAAAAACUGUCAUACCUAUUGACAGAUUUUAUAAAUUCAAAGGCGUAGAAGAUGAAAUAGGUAGUAGUAUCGAAAAAAUUGAAAAAACAUUAAAUAAUUACGCACAAAUUGAUAACACUAUUUUGGAGAAUGAAUCAUCUAUAUUAAGGAGGAUGAACGAAGAUCCUAUUAUUCAAAAGGAAGUAGAUUUAGUAAAAAAUAUAUUGACCUUUUUAAAGAAUUUAACGGUGGAUAAUUAAUAUUAUUUAAGUUUUAUAUUUUUUAAAAUUGGUAUACUAAAGAGCAUUUUGAGAAUAAAUUCAUGAAAUGAU